Molecule: messenger RNA, 2871 nt
Organism: Drosophila bipectinata
Lineage: Eukaryota; Metazoa; Arthropoda; Insecta; Diptera; Drosophilidae
Gene: Cul2
Product: cullin 2
Biological process (GO): SCF-dependent proteasomal ubiquitin-dependent protein catabolic process; protein ubiquitination
Cellular component (GO): Cul2-RING ubiquitin ligase complex; SCF ubiquitin ligase complex
Molecular function (GO): protein-macromolecule adaptor activity; ubiquitin protein ligase binding
Source: RefSeq, a predicted model, not a curated record
ACCCUGGUAGCGCUUAUCGUUAUCGUCGACCCAUUUUUCGAUAGCAAAAAAAAAAAAAAACUGCAAAAAAUCUAAAUUCUCGGCGUAAUUAAUAAGUAAAUAGCGUAGUUAAGCAUAAGCCGCCCACAACCACAUCCACUCCAGACGGACCCAGGACCCCCAGACCCAGUCGAGAUGUCGCUCAAGCCGAAAAUAGUGGAGUUUGUGGACGUCUGGCCGCGCCUGCGCUGCAUUGCCGAGUCGGUGAUAACACUAACCAAAGUGGAGCGGUCAGUGUGGAACACAAGCUUCAGCGAUGUUUACACGCUAUGCGUGGCGCAGCCGGAACCUAUGGCUGACCGGCUCUACAGCGAAACAAAGCACUUCCUCGAGCAGCACGUCCAGGAGAUGUUGACAAAGAAGGUACUCACGGACGAGGAGGGCAGGCCAGACCUGCUGCAAAGGUACUACACCACCUGGAUGGAAUACAGCCAGGGCAUCAAGUACCUACACCAGUUGUACAUCUAUCUGAACCAGCAACACAUUAAGAAGCAGAAGAUCACUGACACAGAGUCCUUCUACGGCAACCUCUCCAGCGACGCCGCCGAGCAAAUGGAGAUCGGUGAGCUGGGCCUUGACAUCUGGCGGCUGUACAUGGUCGAGUAUCUUGCCAGCGAACUGGUUCGCCAUAUUCUCGAGGGCAUCGCCGCCGAUAGAGCCAGCAACGGUAGCCUGGACCACCACCGCGUGCAAAUUAUCAACGGAGUGAUCCACAGCUUCGUGGAGGUGCAGGACUACAAGAAGGCGGGCUCCCUAAAACUCUACCAGGAGCUCUUCGAAGGUCCCAUGCUGGAGGCGAGCGGCGCUUACUACACCGACGAAGCCAAUAAGCUGCUACAGCGCUGCUCCGUGUCCGAGUACAUGCAGGAGGUGAUCCGAAUAUUGGAGUACGAAAGUCGGCGUGCUCAAAAGUUUCUGCAUGUCAGUUCCCUGCCAAAGCUGCGAAAACAGUGCGAGGAGAAGUUCAUCAAUGACCGGCUGGGCUUCAUUUACUCCGAAUGCAGCGAAAUGGUGUCGCAGGAGCGGCGCCAGGAUCUCCGAAACAUGUACAUCGUGCUCAAGCCCAUACCCGACACUUUAAAGAGCGAGCUAAUCACCACGUUCCUGGAACACAUCAAGAGCGAGGGCUUGGCCACAGUGUCCUCGCUUAAGGGUGAAAAUAUCCACAUUGCUUUCGUCGAGAACAUGUUGAAAGUGCAUCAAAAGUACCAGGAGCUCAUCGCCGAUGUGUUCGAGAACGAUUCGCUCUUCCUCAGCGCCCUGGACAAGGCUUGCGCCAGCGUGAUCAACCGUCGCCCCACCGAACGGCAGCCGUGUCGCAGUGCCGAAUACGUCGCCAAGUACUGUGAUACGCUUCUGAAGAAGUCGAAGACAUGCGAGGCGGAGAUCGACCAGAAGCUAACCAACAACAUAACCAUCUUCAAGUACAUAGAGGACAAGGAUGUGUACCAGAAAUUUUAUAGUCGUUUGCUGGCAAAGCGACUUAUUCACGAACAGAGCCAGAGCAUGGACGCGGAGGAGGGAAUGAUCAAUCGCUUAAAGCAAGCCUGUGGCUACGAAUUUACAAAUAAACUGCAUCGCAUGUUUACGGACAUUUCGGUAUCGACAGAUUUGAACAAUAAGUUUAAUACUCACUUAAAGGACAACAAUGUGGAUUUGGGCAUCAAUCUUUCGAUUAAGGUUCUGCAAGCGGGAGCCUGGCCCUUGGGAUCAACGCAAGUUAUACCAUUCGCAGUGCCCCAAGAGUUUGAGAAAUCGAUUAAAAUGUUUGAGGAUUAUUACCAUAAGUUGUUUAGUGGUCGCAAGCUAACCUGGUUGCAUCACAUGUGCCAUGGCGAGCUCAAGCUGAGUCAUUUGAAAAAGUCAUAUAUCGUCACGAUGCAAACGUACCAGAUGGCGAUAAUUCUGUUAUUCGAAACUUGUGACAGCCUUAGUUGUCGGGAAAUCCAGAAUACGCUCCAGCUGAAUGACGAAACGUUUCAGAAGCAUAUGCAGCCAAUGAUCGAGUCGAAGCUGUUGAAUGCCAGCUCAGAGAAUCUCGCCGGGGAGACUCGAAUUGAAUUGAAUUUGGAUUACACAAAUAAGCGUACAAAGUUUAAAAUUAGCUCGGCACUGCAAAAGGAGACCCCCCAGGAGGUGGAGCACACUAUCAAUUCAGUGGACGAAGAUCGAAAAUUGUUCCUGCAAGCUGCUAUCGUAAGAAUAAUGAAAUCGCGCAAAGUCUUGAAGCACAAUGCCCUAAUACAGGAGGUUCUCUCAUUAUCAAAGGUUAGCUUUACGCCCAACAUAGCAAUGAUCAAGAAAUGCGUGGAAUCGUUAAUUGACAAACAAUAUAUCGAGCGAACUGCGAAUUCUGGCGAUGAAUACAGCUACAUGGCUUAGACUGCGGCAGAGAUUAUUUAAUAUAAACAAUUAAUGAAAUCCCCCAAGACCACAUAAAGAAAACCCCCCAUACAAAUACAAAGAAUAAUUGUUAAUCAAGCCGGCUUAUUAUCUAUCGUUUAAAGCAAACUCAUAAAUAGACAGGAUUUCACACAAAACAAAAAAAAUAUUCAAAUCUGAGUGUUAAAACUUGAAACAAAAAUAUCCUUAAAUUAAAGAUAAAGAAAUGAUUUUCUCGAUCUGUAAUGAUGGAAGAUGUGUGUCGAACGAACGCUGUUACUGAUACUUUUAAUUUAGUUUAGUUAGUUUCCCCGUUUUGAUUUAAUGCGUGCGUCCAUUAUCUUUGUAGAUAUAUUCCUUUUGUGUAAUGUGUAUAUUUAUCUGGUUUUAUGCGCACACGCACAAAGCAGAAUCCCUGGAGAAUGUAUAAUAAAACACACAAAUAGCCAA